AUGUCCCACUGCCACGACGAGCACCACGGCCACAGCCACGGCGGCCACGGCCACGACGAGCACGACCACUCGGACGACGUCACGCCCGCGCUGCAGCACUCGCUGUACGGCCACAUCAACUUUGACGAGGUGACGGCCCUCAACGAGGCGGCCAUCGGCAGCGCGCGGGCCGUCGUCAAGAAGACGUGGGCCGAGAGGCUGGACGCCGAGCCCGAGGUCGUGAGCGACUGUGAUGAGCAGUUGUUGGUUAACGUUCCCUUCACCGGCCAAGUAAAACUCCACGCCCUCCUCCUCCGCACCUCCGACUCCCCCUCCGCCCCGCGCACCCUCAAACUCUUCAUCAACCGCGACGACCUCGACUUCGCCUCCGCCGAAGACGCGCGCCCCACGCAGGAAUUCGAGCUCUCGCGCACGGCGCAGGUCCAAGAGAUCCCCGUCAAGCGGAGCCUCUUCGGGCGCGUCCAGCGCCUGACGCUGUUCUUCGAGGACAACUUCGGCGACGGCGACGAGGGCGAGACGAGGGCGUCGUAUCUGGGGUUCAAGGGCGAGUGGAUGCAGCUGGGGCGGGCGCCGGCGAAUAUCCUGUACGAGGCGGCGGCGAAUCCGAGCGAUCACAAGGUCAAGGGGACGGGGGUGAACGAUGUUGGGAGCGGUAUUGGAGGCCGGGAGUGA
Messenger RNA from Colletotrichum costaricense, 672 nucleotides. RefSeq lists its product as uncharacterized. NCBI's taxonomy places the organism in Eukaryota, Fungi, Ascomycota, Sordariomycetes, Glomerellales, Glomerellaceae. The transcript has 2 exons. Gene Ontology annotation, cellular component: nucleus. The coding region runs from base 1 to 672 and encodes 223 amino acids. The record is from RefSeq and is a predicted model, not a curated record.